Loa loa (African eye worm) is the source of this 747-nucleotide messenger RNA. RefSeq lists its product as hypothetical. Lineage: Eukaryota; Metazoa; Nematoda; Chromadorea; Rhabditida; Onchocercidae. The record is from RefSeq and is a predicted model, not a curated record. Bases 1 to 747 code for a protein of 248 amino acids. The transcript is spliced from 6 exons.
AUGGUUUUAAUUAAACGCUCAAUGGAAUUUCAACAGUUUGCUCGUACAACCGUUGAAAAAUUACCAAUAAUUUAUCAGGAAAUUGAAAUGGAUGUAAUAUUUAAAGUUAAUGAUAUAACUGCUGCUAUCCAAGAUCAGACAUCAAUACCUGAAAAUAUGAAUUUUCAUCGUUUCUUUAUAACAUUUUCAUGGGGUAUAAUUAUACUUAUCGGUUAUUAUCUUAUGUAUUUUCAAGGAUCAAUAAUUUUACCAUUACUUUUGGAUUUUAUUAUUGACACAUCAUCAGCUAUACUACUUGCUUAUAUCAUUAUACCAGCAAUACUCUAUUUUAAUUUAUCAAAAUAUGAUGAAUAUAGUCGGAAAUCACGAUUCAUCUUGCUUCUUGCUGGUUUAUUUCAAGGUUUAUUAGUAGGUUUUGUAUUGAGUAAUUGUUCAACAACAAUUAUUUUACCAGUUGAAAUUAUUAAUAUGUUUUUUGUCACAGUAAUUUCACGAAUUUUGGGUCAUAAACUUCAUAAUGAUCGACAAGCAUAUUUUGGUAUCAUUAAUGGUAUUGGAUUUAUUUUCCUCAUCAUUAUUGGAUAUAUUAUACGACAUUUAACUAAGGCUUAUUUAUUUACAACUAUUUUAACUGUUCUUACAUCACAUGUUAUCAUACAAAUUUACAUGCGUCGAGUUAUGCAGGAUAUAGAUUUUUACAUAGAGUAUCCUUUUUCCUACAUGAUUAGUCUUGCAAAGGAUGGUUGA